This is a messenger RNA of Haliotis rufescens (red abalone), 867 nucleotides long. RefSeq lists its product as uncharacterized. The coding region runs from base 1 to 867 and encodes 288 amino acids. NCBI's taxonomy places the organism in Eukaryota, Metazoa, Mollusca, Gastropoda, Lepetellida, Haliotidae. The transcript has 4 exons. The record is from RefSeq and is a predicted model, not a curated record.
AUGUCGAUGUUUUUCCCGUUGUGUGUUGUUCUCUCUUACAUCCUACAUUCAGCUCAUAGCGUCAACGUGAAGAUAUAUCCUGACAUUUGUAAAGAAAAGGUGUUCCCUAAACUGGUCGAAGGGUACAGAUUCGUCCAUGACGAUGUGCCUGUUAUCCCACAAUUGUCGGUCAAGGAUGCUGAGUUGGAAGAAGGCGAAAAGGGGAAUUCAGAAGCCUCAGAUGCAGCUGGGAUGAAGGAAGACCCCAAAUCAAUGCCGCUACUCAGUGGUCCGGUGCUGACUCCAGGGAGGCAGAGGGUCCCAGAAUACUUUCGUACGGCCUUUCAUACAUUGGGACAAACUCAUCACAUUAAACGUCCCCAAAGUGUCCCAGAGAAUUGUCAGCGUGAUCCCGACUUCAUCAGUGUGGGUGCCGUGAAGAGGUUCACCACCCGGAAGCCCCGGUACCCGGUGGUGAUCGAGUAUGGGUGUGGUCGACAGGCGGGACGGGAGUACAAGUAUGUGACUGGGACUACCGAGGCGAAGUGUGAUCACAAGGGAUGGUGGACACUGCCGGCUCUUCUCUGUGCUCCUGUUGGCUGUUACCUGGAACACUGGGGAAGAGCUGAGUACGCCGGAAACGUGUCUAUCACAGUGUCCGGCCGGACAUGUCAACCGUGGACAGCGGACACGCCACACGUAAGGAACAAGUUCUGUCGGUCCACCAGCCUCUACUACGUGGACGGGUCGGUCAGCGCUGCGGGCAACUCCUGCAGGGACCCGGAUGGAACCGGCAAGCCUUGGUGCUACACCACUGAUCCCAUGAAACGCUGGGAGAUUUGUAACAUUCAGGAAUGUAGGAGAGAAAUAAAACUGGAAAAGGACUAG